UUGUUUUAUAGGUAUGCAACCGAAGUGGACGUGGAUUUUGUGCGUAAAGCAGUACGUGCUAUUGGUCGUUGUGCAAUAAAAGUGGAGCAGAGUGCCGAGAAAUGUGUCAGCACAUUGCUCGAUUUGAUACAAACAAAAGUAAACUAUGUUGUACAGGAAGCUGUUGUUGUCAUUAAGGAUAUUUUCCGAAAAUACCCAAAUAAAUAUGAAAGUAUAAUUUCGACACUUUGUGAAAAUUUGGAUACACUUGAUGAACCGGAAGCUCGAGCAUCCAUGAUCUGGAUUAUUGGAGAAUAUGCAGAACGCAUCGAUAAUGCUGAUGAGCUAUUGGAAUCAUUCGUCGAAGGUUUUCACGAUGAAAAUACACAGGUGACAAUCUACCAAGCCAUCGCGUCUUUAAAGUCAUCCAGUGAUAGGAGACUGAAAAUAUCGAAAGUUCAACUGCAAUUGCUUACAGCGGUGGUUAAGCUAUUUUUAAAGCGUCCCAGUGAUACACAGCAACUUGUACAACGUGUUUUAUCACUGGCAACACAAGACAGUGACAAUCCUGAUCUGCGUGAUCGUGGUUAUAUCUACUGGCGAUUGUUAAGUGCCGAUCCUGCAGCUGCAAAAGAGGUAAAUUGUAGUUUCGUUUUUUUAUGAAU
Molecule: messenger RNA, 644 nt
Organism: Gongylonema pulchrum
Lineage: Eukaryota; Metazoa; Nematoda; Chromadorea; Rhabditida; Gongylonematidae
Source: the annotation of a GenBank genome assembly